AUAGAUGAUACAAGUUCUGAAAUAACACAAAGAAUAAUUUAAUGAUCUUGAGCUCAUUUAAGCUCCUGCAUCGCCAUACCUUGGUGGAUGCAAAUAUAAGGAGAUCAUCGAAAUCUAUUGGAAAUGGUUGUUAAUGAUUUUGAGUGUGAAAUAUUUCGAGCGGGAUACAUCCAACUUUCAACUCAAUCUGAUGCUGUAGAAGUUGAAUCUAACACACAUGAAAGGGGAGAUCGUUGGCGUUUGUUGUUCCCUGAGGUUGUCCAAGAUACAAACAAUUCCAAUACAAUUCAAGUAUCACAUGAUCUCACAAACAACGGUCAAGUAAAAAAUGAUCAAGUGGACAAUCAUCAAAACUCAAGUUAUGUUGGUAGAAUUGUUGAGUCAUUCCCAUUAGAAAACAUUGAAAGGGCAAGAAGGCACAAUAGACAAAUCUCCAUUUUAUCAGAUUCUUCAACCGAGGACAUAAUUUUAAUAGACCAUAGUUUCAUGGUUAGAGGUGAACAAUCAAACACAAGUAAUGAAACUAUUUCUAUGGGAUCUUCUAAUUAUGUUCAUACAAAUUUGGAAAACAACUCGAGCUCAACAAGUAUCACAAACAUUUUUGGACAAGAGGAACUUGAACAUGAUGAAUUUGAACCUACAAAAUCAUCAUUAUCAUCAGAAGGUUCAUCCGAAUAUCCCAUGGAUAGACCAUCUAUCCAAGUGAUGUACAAAGAUGAUGAAAAAUACGAUCCACAACGAAUUCCAUCCUCGGUGUUUGAAAGAUGUGAUUCUCUUAUACCCGCGGAGUGGAGUGCUACAUCUAAUGAAUCAUUAUUCAGCAUUCAUAUCGGUAAUUCUAGUAUAGGAAGAGAACAAGCUCUUCUCUUAAGCGGAGAGCUGAAGAAUCACGUUGGAGUAUCUCCUAAACCACGAGAAGAAUUCGAGCUUGAAAACUUACAAGAGAUAAGAAAACUCGCAGGAUUAUCUAAGGCAAGUGAUGAUCAAGGUAUUGUAAGCACUUCAACAACAACUAAAGGGAAAGUUGAACAUGAGGAUAAAAAAACAGAUAAGAGAGUAACAAUUGAAACAGAUGAAGAAGCUACAAAAGGGAUUUCAACAAUGCAACUUAAGGAAGAAAAUAAACAUAAACAACAAAACAUCCAUUCAUCUAGCAUUUCCUUCCACUCUAACACAAGUGAAGAUAGCAAUUUUUCCUUUGCAUUCCCGGUAUUUGGCGAAGUGGGAAGAAAUUCUUUUAAAAAAGGGCAUCAUCAACAACAACUAGACAUAAACAACCAAUUCGCGUCUUCACCACCCGUGACAGCUAAAAAAAAAGGAAUUUUUUCUAUCAUCCGAAUUUUCUCAUGCAACUCUUGUCGAAAUUGCUCUUCUUGCUGCUCUUGUGUUUCUUGCUCAUCUUUCACGUCUUGUUUCACUUGUCCUUCCUGCUUCUCUCGUAUUACCUCGUGUUUCUCUCGUAUUACCUCGUGUUUCUCUUGUACCUCUUGCAAGACUUGUUGCGGUGCUUGUUAAGAAAAUGCUCAACCCGGCCUAACCCUCCUUCUCCACUUCUAAUUUACACAAUUUUUACUAAGGCAUUUUUAUAACUCUUUCUUUCUCUAUAUUAUAAUUAUGGUAGAUUUGUCGAA
Messenger RNA from Chenopodium quinoa (quinoa), 1631 nucleotides. RefSeq lists its product as uncharacterized. The coding region runs from base 124 to 1515 and encodes 463 amino acids. The record is from RefSeq and is a predicted model, not a curated record. The transcript is spliced from 2 exons. NCBI's taxonomy places the organism in Eukaryota, Viridiplantae, Streptophyta, Magnoliopsida, Caryophyllales, Amaranthaceae.